AUGAGCUCCGAUACCACUGAGGAGCACCUGCCUGCUGGACAACACUUGUUGGUGGACAUGGAAGGCGUCGACGGGGAUUUCCUAAAUAGUGAAGCGCAACUCUCGCAAGCCAUGGUGGAUACCGUAAAAGAAGCCGGAUUGACCAUGCUUUCGUAUCACUGUCAUUCCCUUACACCUACCGGUGUUUCUUGUAUCGGAGUGCUUUUGGAAUCGCACAUUAGUUUUCACACUUGGCCCGAAGACGGCGUCAUUACUCUGGAUCUUUUUACCUGCGGCUCGAAC
Molecule: messenger RNA, 282 nt
Organism: Phaeodactylum tricornutum CCAP 1055/1
Lineage: Eukaryota; Bacillariophyta; Bacillariophyceae; Surirellales; Neidiaceae
Exons: 1
Biological process (GO): spermidine biosynthetic process
Cellular component (GO): cytosol
Molecular function (GO): adenosylmethionine decarboxylase activity
Source: RefSeq, a predicted model, not a curated record